AUGUCGCCGACAAAUAGCACCGUGGCGUUCGCAGGUGACGCCUCCUUUCCACCAGCAAUCCAUGGCCGUGAUGUCGAAGAGCAGCCGUCCUCUUCUAUCAACCAAGUUUCUUAUUUCAGACACUUUAUAGACCAAGCCGGUGUGACGCGGGCCGUUAUUGACCACGAGUAUCACGGCAAGGGCACGGCCGAGUUACCUUUCGUCAUCGACUUUCUACCAGAAGACUCUUUCAAUCCCCUUAGCUUCUCCAAGGGCCGCAAGUGGCUGAUUAUUACAAUUCAGGCCAGCGCCACGCUGGCUGUUACUUUCGCCUCGUCCGCCUAUUCUGGCGGAAUUCGUGAGGUUUCUGUUGACUUUGGCGUCUCAGAAGAAGUAGCCAUCCUCGGCAUCUCACUGUUCGUCUUGGGCUUUGCCCUCGGUCCUCUCCUGUGGGCUCCUCUCUCCGAGGUCUUUGGUCGCCAGAAGAUCUUCUUCAUAAGCUACCUUGCUCUCAUGGCCUUCAAUGCCGGUGCCGCGGGCGCCGGCAGCAUGAGCGCCCUCAUCGUGCUGCGUUUCUUUGCUGGCGCUUUUGGCUCCGCACCUUUGACUAAUGCUGGCGGCGUUAUUGCUGACAUCUUCUCAGCCGAGGACCGUGGCAUAGCGGGUGCCAUCUUCUCCAUGGCGCCAUUUUUGGGUCCUGCCCUUGGUCCCAUCGCUGGUGGCUUUCUCAGCGAGGCUGGUGGAUGGCGCUGGAUUGAAGGCGUGAUUGCCAUUUUCUGUGGUGUUGUUUGGAUUGCCAGUUCUGUCACGUACCCCGAGACAUACGCUCCUGUCCUGCUCAGAAAGCGUGCAGCCAAGCUGUCCAAGACAACCGGGAAGGUUUACAUGAGCAAAUUUGAUGCUCACAGUCCCCCUCGCAGUACUAUUUCACGGUUUGAAGUCUCGAUUACUCACCCUUGGGUUCUUCUUAUCAAGGAGCCUAUUGUCCUGCUCACCUCGAUCUACACUGCCAUCAUCUACGGCACGUUGUAUCUCUGCUUCGCUGCCUUCCCCAUCGUCUUUCAGCUUGGCCGUGGCUGGGGCUCUGGUAUUGGUGGUCUUGCCUUUAUCGGUAUAGCAAUCGGUAUGGUUUGCGCAACUCUAUACGCCGUUUGGGACAACCAGCGCUAUAAACGGGUGGCCGCUACGUACCCCAAUGGCACGGCUCCUCCCGAAGAGAGACUGCCGCCUGCUAUUCUCGGUUCUAUUCUGCUUCCUGUUGGUCUCUUUUGGUUUGCGUGGACUAGUGGUCCCGAAAUUCAUUGGGCGGUAUGCAUUGCCGGCUCUGGCUUUUUCGCUGCAGGUACACUUCUUGUCUUCCUCCCGCUCCUCAACUACCUCAUCGACUCUUAUAUCGUCUACGCGGCCUCGGUGCUAGCGGCCAACUCGGUCCUUCGAUCUCUCUUCGGCGCAGCUUUCCCUCUCUUCACAUCUCACAUGUACAAGCACCUCGGCAUCCACUGGGCUAGCUCCAUCCCGGCUUUUCUAUCCCUUGCCUGUCUCCCGUUCCCAUUUCUCUUCUACAAGUAUGGUGCUCGGAUCCGCGCUCGGUGCAAGUUUGCGUUGGAGGCUUCCCGCGCGCUUGUGGAGAUGCAGGCGCGGGCCUCUGCCGCCGCAGCUGGUCCCAGAAGCGAGAAAGAUGCUACGGUCGAUGAGGCUCCAGGGCCGUCCGAGCAGAUGGCCGAAAAGUAA
This is a messenger RNA of Akanthomyces muscarius, 1710 nucleotides long. RefSeq lists its product as uncharacterized. Gene Ontology annotation, biological process: transmembrane transport. Lineage: Eukaryota; Fungi; Ascomycota; Sordariomycetes; Hypocreales; Cordycipitaceae. The coding region runs from base 1 to 1710 and encodes 569 amino acids. The record is from RefSeq and is a predicted model, not a curated record. The transcript has a single exon. Gene Ontology annotation, molecular function: transmembrane transporter activity.